UGAAGUGAAAGAAAUGAAUUUACGAGAAUAGGUCGCAAGUCGCAUAGAUUUUUGGUUGAUUUCCUUUUCACUUUACUUUCGUAUCCUCAGUGAGAUCUAAUAAACUCGCGUUAAUUUGUGUUUCCGAUUAUACUUUGAUUCAACGAAAUUAGGUACUGGAUUUCCGAAAACAGGAUAAGUACCAGAGUACACAGCAUCUUAUUGAUUUUCUUUCCUUGCAUAUGCUUUCAACCAAUACGAAGUGGAGCUAACGUUUCGGGCGAAAUAGUCUUCUUAUUAGAAAACGUUCUUAGUAUUACAUUAUUUAAACCUUUCGGUUUUUAACCUUAUUUGGUGUUAACGCUGUAUUCAGUAAAAAUGAUGACCAAUAUCGACUCCGUAAACAUGAAUCAACCUACGCAAAAUGGUAGUAAAGUACAGCCAUGCAACAAUGAAUCUAAGACGAACUUGAUUGUUAAUUAUUUGCCACAAACUAUGACUCAAGAAGAGAUCCGGUCAUUAUUCUCUAGUGUUGGGGAGGUCGAGAGUUGUAAAUUGAUUAGAGACAAAGUAACCGUGUUCCCGGACCACAUUCUCAACGGGCAGAGUCUAGGCUACGCGUUCGUCAACUAUCACAAGGCUGAAGAUGCCGAAAAGGCUGUUAACACCCUAAAUGGUCUUCGACUGCAGAAUAAGAUAAUAAAAGUAUCUUACGCCCGCCCCAGUUCCGACGCAAUUAAAGGUGCCAAUCUCUACGUGUCCGGCUUGCCCAAACAUAUGACACAGCAAGACCUGGAGAAGCUCUUCAGUCCUUAUGGAUCGAUCAUCAGCUCGCGGAUUCUUCAUGAGAACGUAAGUGUCGGCCAUUUAUUACAAGGAGGUAUAGAUGAGCAAUCAAUUCAGGGGCCAUCACGCGGUGUGGCAUUCAUCCGAUAUGACCAGCGCUGUGAAGCAGAGGCAGCUAUCCGUGAGUUGAAUGGCACCAUUCCACCAGGAGGCACUGGCCCGAUGACUGUUAAAUGUGCAAACAAUCCCAGCAAUCAGAACAAAGGACUAGCUCCAUUAGCUGCCUACUUGACUCCCAAUUCUACUCGUAGAUUUGUUGGCCCAGCAGGGAAGGCCCUCCUAGCUAUCAAUAAAGGUCUGCAGAGAUUCUCUCCACUGGCCGAUCCCAUCAUCCAAGGCAAUGCUCUUGGAGGUUCAGGUUGGUGCAUCUUUGUGUACAAUAUUGGAGCUGAUACUGAAGAGAGUACUCUUUGGCAGCUCUUCGGCCCAUUUGGUGCCGUCCAGUGUGUUAAAAUAAUAAGAGAUCCCACCACUAACAAGUGCAAGGGAUAUGGUUUUGUUACCAUGACCAACUAUGAUGAGGCAGUUGUCGCCAUCCAGUCCCUGAAUGGAUACUCUCUGAACGGCCAAGUGCUGCAGGUCAGCUUCAAAACGAACAAGAGUAAAUCCUAAACUCAUCAAAUUCUAGUCAAUAAAUUGUAGCUAAUGCGAAAAUGUUGAUCAUUUCUAUGUCAUGAUUCUUUGUCACAGCAAACUAUUGACUAGGAAAUAAUGUGACUCAAAUCAUGGCAUGGCACCGAAUUGUAAACAGUGUUCAUACAAGAAAAGUACAAACCAUCUACCGCAGGUUAAGUUUCAUGAUUCACUAUAAAAUAUAAGCAAAAAGGAAAGUCCCACUUAUUGAUUAAUUCACUUCAAUUAAUAUUUUAUCCAUUUACAUACUGGUAUUGGAUAAGUUGAACAUUUGAACCUUCAAUAGCUAGCCAAACCUUUCCUUACACCAAAAUCAUUAUCUCUGAGAUGUUAAUAACUUAAAUUACACUAUAAAUUG
Messenger RNA from Papilio machaon (common yellow swallowtail), 1816 nucleotides. Its product is annotated as ELAV-like protein 1. Gene Ontology annotation, molecular function: RNA binding. The transcript has a single exon. Lineage: Eukaryota; Metazoa; Arthropoda; Insecta; Lepidoptera; Papilionidae. The record is from RefSeq and is a predicted model, not a curated record. The coding region runs from base 358 to 1437 and encodes 359 amino acids. Gene Ontology annotation, cellular component: ribonucleoprotein complex.